UCCGCCGCUUGAAGUCAUGAUAUAUAAACUCAGAUUUUUCAGUUUGAAGACACAGAGCUGCAAACGUCCAUCAACAAAGAAAGGUUAUCCUCUACUUGGAACAACAUUUGAACCAAACCGUUGACAUGAAGUUUGGGUUGCUGGUAGUAUUGGCGGUGGCCGUUCUGGUGCCCAGCCUGUCCGAGGGCCGGACCAUCUCCAGAUGUGAGCUGAGAGAAAAGCUCGGGCAGGCAAUCACGCUGCCCCCACAGCUUCAAAAGUUCAAGCAACAAUACCUGGCAAGAGUUAUCUGUGAGGUGAACAGCCAGUCCCGUCUCAACACCGGCCUGGUCAAGGUGUUCGGCAAACGCAGAACUGCAACCACAGCCACGCCAACUACUAUGGUCAAUGAAACGACCACUGAACCAACAACUAUCCAACUGAAUACCACCCAAACGACUACCACCCAACCAAUCCCAACAGAUGCCACAAAUUCAACCCUAGUCAUAAACAGAAGAAAGCGCCGGGCGCCUGACUCUGCUACUACAACCACAGCCAAGCCAACAACUCCGGUCAAAACACGACAGACUACCACCCACACAACUAAGAAGCCAACAACGCCGGUCAAAACACGACAGACUACCACCCACACAACUAAGAAGCCAACAACGCCGGUCAAAACACGACAGACUACCACCCACACAACUAAGAAGCCAACAACGCCGGUCAAAACACGACAGACUACCACCCACACAACUAAGAAGCCAACAACUCCAGUCAAAACACGACAGACUACCACCCACACAUCUACCACCCAAUCAACAACUAGAAAACUGAAUACCACUGCUCCAACGACCACCAGACCAAUCCCAACAGGUGCCACGAAAUCAACCCUAGGCACAAAUGAAACCAGAGCUGUCAACAACAGAAGAAAGCGCGAGGCAAGCAGCGAGGAACUGCUGAAUGAAGAUGAGCGAUCCAGUGAGGACCAAUCCAGUGAGGAGAGCGAGGAGUCGUCUUUCGGCCUUUACGGGCUCUUCCAGCUGUCUGACGAGACCUUCUGUAAUUCUGGUUAUCGCUCCUCCAAAAACAAGUGCAACACAACCUGCGAUGCCUUCACUGAUGACAACAUUACGGACGACAUUGAUUGCUUUGUGAAGACUGAUCAGUGGAGGUUGUUUUUAAAUUCCGCCUCUCGCGAGUGCCAAUAUGGCGCCAAGAACUUCUUCGACCAAUGUUAAAAAGAAGCUGACACGAUUUCCACCUGCCUUUGAUCCUCAUGGUUUCAUCUCAAACAUUGUGGAGCAUUUUAUUAUUUCUUCAUUUUAAUUAACCAAUGAGAUUUCUUUAAUAAAGUUAUUUUGUUUCAGUUCCUUUGUGGGUGAAUUUGCCCCCAAAAAUCACCAGAACUUGAAGUUGAACUGACAAAUGUAUUUUAGUAAUUUUAAUAGCUUUGAUGAUAUUGUUUUACCACUUUAAUCUACGUUAAAGUAAGUUUAGUUUACAAACUAAAAAUAAUAAUAAUAAAUAAAUAUUUUUUGCAUAUUCUGCUAUCUGUGAUUUUC
Messenger RNA from Perca fluviatilis (European perch), 1544 nucleotides. RefSeq names its product cell wall protein DAN4-like. The record is from RefSeq and is a predicted model, not a curated record. The coding region runs from base 126 to 1220 and encodes 364 amino acids. NCBI's taxonomy places the organism in Eukaryota, Metazoa, Chordata, Actinopteri, Perciformes, Percidae. The transcript is spliced from 6 exons.